AUGCCACACCUGCGCCUCACACUAGAAUGUGAUUCUUGUCUGUUGGCAAGUUGCGCCGACUUCCUGCAAAACCAGUGCUAUCAGCAAGCGUGGUCACUUCAGCAUCGUGGUCAUGUAAUUCGCCUGUCAUGGCAACAGGGACUAACACAAGGCGGUCUGCGUAAUAGCACGAAUGAGGGCCACUCAAGUCGCCAAAUCCAGUCAAGCCUCGGUGACGACGAAAUGGCCAACCGCGUGGUCGACGAGAAGCCCGCCGACGGCCUGGUCGCCUGUCUGCGCCGCCGACUCCUCGCCUUCCUCAGCGCUGAAGACGCCCACUUCUCCGCCGAAGACCUGCUUCCACGUCUGCCCUACGAUGCCUGCUUCGACGAGCGUGCUGCCCUCCUCGCCCGGCUCAGGCGGCACAAGCAGGCUCUGACAAUGUGGAUUCACCUGCUGGACAGUUGGGACCAGGCGUUGCAGUACUGCGCCAAGAUCCAGGCCGAAGCGGAACAGACCUUCUUGUGCAAGGACUCCCCCAAGCGGCGCUUCUUGUCGUCCGCGGAAGGCGCGGACAGGGGUGAUAACCACCUGCUGGAGAUCUACACCACCCUUGUUGACGUCUGUCUCAACCCCCUGGAACCGAUCGCCCUGGGCAUUAUCCCAACCAAACGCACCUCUGACACCACGGACACCUCUCCCAACCCCACAAACGUUGGCCUCGACUUCCGCUUCAAGCCACGGACGGACCUGGCUCUUAAGGCCAUGCGUCAGUUCAGCGAGCUGAUCGAUGCCACCACGGUGCUGAGCAUGGUACCCGGUGACACCAACCUCAAAGCCCUCUCACAGUUCCUCGAGUCAACGGUCAAGCAGCAGGCGAGUUUGCAAGCACGCCUGGUAUUCUUCAUGAGCGCGGCGCACAGCGAGAGCGUCCAAUCACGCAUCGCCUGUGCCGCGGCCACCGCUGGUCAGAUGUUCAAGGUCACGGCCUUGACGCGCUGCCACCAAUGCCGACGCAGGAUCGGAACCAGCGCCUUCGUGCGUCACCCCGACUCGGGCGAACUCGUGCACUACGGCUGCUGUCGCAACCUCCCCGCCGAUUCCAAACUAACCACAACGCGUCUUUCAGGAAAUUGA
Molecule: messenger RNA, 1116 nt
Organism: Mesocestoides corti
Lineage: Eukaryota; Metazoa; Platyhelminthes; Cestoda; Cyclophyllidea; Mesocestoididae
Source: the annotation of a GenBank genome assembly